This is a messenger RNA of Suncus etruscus (white-toothed pygmy shrew), 2622 nucleotides long. It is a transcript of the gene THAP12, whose product is annotated as THAP domain containing 12. The transcript has 5 exons. Gene Ontology annotation, molecular function: protein dimerization activity. Bases 66 to 2354 code for a protein of 762 amino acids. The record is from RefSeq and is a predicted model, not a curated record. Lineage: Eukaryota; Metazoa; Chordata; Mammalia; Eulipotyphla; Soricidae.
CCCGGCCCCGACGGGCGUCGAGCUGCCCCGAGGCGGCGGGGAGGGGGGCGCGGGGCCGGGCGACCAUGCCGAACUUCUGCGCGGCCCCCAACUGCACGCGCAAGAGCACGCAGUCCGACCUGGCCUUCUUCAGGUUCCCGCGGGACCCGGCCAGAUGCCAGAAGUGGGUGGAGAAUUGUAGGAGAGCAGACUUAGAAGAUAAAACACCAGAUCAACUAAAUAAGCAUUAUCGAUUAUGUGCCAAACACUUUGAGACCUCUAUGAUCUGUAGAACUAGUCCUUAUAGGACAGUUCUUCGAGAUAAUGCAAUACCAACAAUAUUUGAUCUUACCAGCCAUUUAAACAACCCACAUAGUCGACACAGAAAACGGAUAAAAGAAUUGAGUGAAGAUGAAAUCAGGACUCUGAAACAGAAAAAAAUUGAAGAAACGUCUGAACAGGAACCAAAACAUAAAGAAAUAAACAACAGCAACCCUCAGAACCCCAGUGCUGAAGAGGGGGGUGAAGAACAGGAUGAAGAUAUUUUACCUUUAACUCUUGAAGAAAAGGAAAAUAAAGAAUAUUUAAAAUCUUUAUUUGAAAUUUUGAUUCUUAUGGGAAAACAAAAUAUACCUCUGGAUGGACAUGAAGCUGAUGAAAUCCCAGAAGGUCUCUUUACUCCUGAUAACUUUCAAGCACUGCUGGAAUGCCGAAUAAAUUCUGGUGAAGAGGUUCUAAGAAAGCGCUUUGAGACAACAGCAGUUAACACAUUAUUCUGUUCGAAAACACAGCAGAAACAGAUGCUUGAAAUUUGUGAGGGCUGCAUUCGGGAAGAAACGCUCAGGGAAGUAAGAGACUCUCACUUCUUUUCUAUCAUCACUGAUGAUGUCGUAGACAUAGCAGGGGAAGAACAGCUGCCCGUGCUGGUGAGGUUUGUCGAUGACUCACAUAAUCUGAGAGAGGAAUUUGUUGGCUUUCUGCCUUAUGAAGCUGAUGCAGAAAUUUUGGCUGUGAAAUUUCAUACUACGAUAACUGAGAAGUGGGGGCUAAACAUGGAAUAUUGUCGUGGGCAGGCUUACAUUGUGUCCAGUGGAUUUUCUUCCAAAAUGAAAGUUGUUGCUUCUAGACUUUUAGAGAAAUAUCCCCAAGCUGUCUAUACACUCUGCUCUUCCUGUGCCUUAAAUAUGUGGUUGGCAAAAUCAGUGCCUGUUAUGGGAGUAGCUGUUGCAUUAGGAACAAUUGAGGAGGUUUGUUCUUUUUUCUACCGAUCACCACAAUUGCUUUUAGAGCUUGAUAAUAUAAUUUCUGUCCUCUUUCAGAACAAUGAAGAAAGGGGUAAAGAACUGAAGGAAAUUUGCCAUUCUCAGUGGACAGGCAGGCAUGAUGCUUUUGAAAUUGUAGUUGACCUUCUGCAAGCGCUUGUUUUAUGUUUAGAUGGAAUAACAAGUGAUACAAACAUUAGAUGGAAUAACUGCAUAGCUGGCCGAGCAUUUGUGCUCUGUAGUGCAGUAACAGAUUUUGAUUUUAUUGUUACUAUUGUAGUUCUUAAAAAUGUUUUAGCUUUUACAAGAGCCUUUGGGAAAAAUCUUCAGGGACAAACCUCUGAUGUCUUCUUUGCAGCCAGUAGCUUGACUGCGGUUCUGCAUUCACUAAAUGAAGUGAUGGAAAAUAUUGAAGUUUAUCAUGAAUUUUGGUUUGAAGAAGCCACAAAUUUGGCAACCAAACUUGAUGUUCAGAUGAAACUCCCUGGUAAAUUCCGCAGAGCUCAGCAAGGUAACCUGGAGUCUCAGCUGACUUCUGAAGGUUACUAUAAAGAAACUCUCAGUGUUCCAACAGUGGAGCACAUUAUUCAGGAACUGAAAGAUAUUUUCUCAGAACAACACCUAAAAGCUCUUAAAUGCUUAUCUCUGGUACCCUCUGUCAUGGGCCAGCUCAAAUUCAACACAUCAGAGGAACAUCAUGCUGACAUGUACAGAAGUGACUUGCCGAAUCCUGAUACUCUCUCAGCUGAACUGCACUGUUGGAGAAUCAAGUGGAAACACAGAGGGAAAGAUAUAGAACUUCCUUCUACCAUCUAUGAAGCCCUCCAUUUGCCAGACAUCAAAUUUUUUCCAAAUGUUUAUGCAUUACUGAAGGUCCUGUGUAUUCUUCCUGUGAUGAAAGUUGAGAAUGAACGAUAUGAAAAUGGGCGGAAGCGACUCAAAGCUUACCUGAGGAACACUUUGACAGACCAAAGGUCGAGUAACUUGGCUUUGCUUAAUAUAAAUUUUGAUAUAAAACAUGAUUUGGAUUUAAUGGUGGACACAUAUAUCAAACUCUAUACAUCUAAAUCCGAGCUUCCUACAGAUAAUUCAGAAACCAUUGAAAAUACCUGAGAUUUCUAACAGGUUUUCUCUUCCUGUUGAAAACUAAUAAGUUUGAAAUAUUACAGAAAAGUAUAAUAUAUGUAGGCCACUUUAUCACUGACUAUCUUUAGUAGGCCUCCCAUUGAGUAUACUCAUUAAUAAUUUGCCUAUUUAAAUGGCUCCAAUUUGAGCUCAUGCUUUGAGACCUAACUGUUCUUCCAAAAGAUAACAUUAAAAAUGCCACAUCACAUUUCUGUGUGAAAUCUGCUAGUGGCACUUUGGAGUUGUUUUUAGUUAA